AUGGACAUGACACCUCAGCACUCGUGCUCUCGCGAGGACGACGACACGCACUCGUACGAAUCCUCCUUGGAGGAACCCUACGAGGGUGGCCACGAGUACAAGAACCUCCUCGGAGGCCGUGCUGGCCCAACCCCGAGUGCCAGCACGGAUGCGACGACGGAUGCGACGACGGAUGCGAAUACAGAGGCAAGCACAGAGGCAAGCACAUCUUGCCGUGCCCCAAUGAUCCGUUAUGAUCCGAUGAAGAGUUUUCUCCAUCUCGAGACCACUCCCUCGUCGACGACAAGUUCCCUCGACCUCGACGACAAUGCUGCUUUUUCAUCGGCCGACGACAACGAUGCCAGCUUCCUCCACUCAUCACGCACCUCUACCCAUAGCGUCGCCACGCCCGCUCCCGAGCAUAGGAUGCCGUCAGACGCCAUCUUCGUCCCUGGCGCUGUCGGGUUCGCCGACGGCAAUAGAGACAGCAGCCCGACGUCUGCCAUGACCGUCGCCCGUCCGGUGACGAGCACGGCAAGGAAGGCCGGAGCCGUGCAUCGACAAAUUUCGAUGCGGAGCCUCGACCGUCACGCGAGUCAACGGCGCUUCCCGGACAGGUCCGAAGACGACGGUGCCGCUCGGCGGCGUGGUCCUGCCUCCUCCCACCGUCGUCGCCAAUGCCAAAAUGGCCGCCUUUUCGACCGCCACGUUGGCCGGGACCAGGACCGACAACCGUCGGUGUCAUCGAACCACCAAGGGCACCGUUUGCAGGCCUCGACGCGCAGCGGAAGCCCUGUGCAAAGUCCUCGACAUGUCCAGCAGCGGUACCCAUGCUGCACGGACCGACGAUCCCCGCCGGCUGCGUCGACCUCCUUCGACGCCUUGUCGUCGCCUCGUGCCAUGACGAGGGACGAGUUCGAGGCUCUGCCACAUACGAUCCAGCGAAAGGUACGUUCGACGUGCGUCACCCAGAAUCCCGUCUUGCUCGUCAUUCUCGCCAGCGGUGAGGCGGAGGGAAAGGAAGCGAGGCGAGGCGAAGCACGCGCGUCGGCCAUUGGUCCCCGCAAGCAAGUGCAUGCGUGGGCAAGAGGGGCCAAGGUACAAAGUCGGCCGAAGAAUGAAGUCUGCCGUGCCGUGCCCUCCCCUGCCGCCCUCCACGUCAGCGAUGCGGUCGGUGGGUGCCGUGGCAUUGCUACGUGCCUACGCUCUCGAGUUGGGCCCGGUCUGUCUUACGUCUCCGACCUUUAUUUCCCGGCCUUUGCUGCCAUUUCCACGUCCCCCUUGACGUCGCCGUCGAAUGAAUCAUUGGAUGCUCUGGCCAUUCGCGAAUGCCCCUUGGCUUCCGGUUCCCAAGCAGCGUCCCAUGCCCCAUGCCCCAUCGUCCGUCGUCCGUCAUCCAUCGUCCAUGGUCCAUGGUCUUGCUUCCGACUCUCCUUCUCCGACGCCGGCGGCGGGACUCUGCAACGGCCGGCACAGUGUGCCACCAGCCGCGCCACGAACGAUGGAGGCUCCAGCGAGCCAGCGGCCCCUGCCCUGCCCUGCCCUGCCCUUCCCGCCGAUGUCACUGGCCGCUCCUGGGGAGCCUGCUCGGCGGCAUCGCGUUUCCCUGUCUCGGCUAGGCGCGCCUUGGAACGACCGGACCGGCGCCGGACCGGAUUGGAAUUGAGCAAGUGUUUCCUGGGCUUGGCCGCCCGUUUUACCGCUCACCCAACCGCGACGCUCUAUUUGGCGGCUGCGUGCCCUGGCGGCUGCGUGCCUCUUGUUGCCGCUGCCUGGCGGCGAGCCAAGGCGGCGCACCUGCGUCCCUGUUGGCGAGCGAGCGCGCUCCCUUACCUUUGCUUCCUCGAUGCUGUCUUUGCUGUCGUCGGCCCGUCCGCGACCGCCGCCUCCCCCUCUGUCCCUCCGCGCUGCCCCUCCCCUCGUGCGUUUCGGCGCCCGUCAUCGCCUCCCCCUCGUUUGGCUGGCAUCGGAACUGAUCCCUCAUGCCGGCCGCAGUACUUUACUACCCUCGAGCGCCUGCGCUUUGCUCAAUGUCCCGAAGGAAACCUUGACACGACCAUUGUCAAUCACAGCUUCGCCCAUCAUCGCUCGCAUUCUUCGCCUUCCAAGGAUCGCCCCCUUCGACGACCCCCCAUCCUCCACUUCGCCUUCGGCUCCGACGACCUCGACGCCGCUCCCUGCCCUCUUCCGCUCCGCGACGACCGAUCCAGUCGGGCCCCUCCCCCACGGCCGGAGCAGCUGCGAAUUCAACGUCGCGAAAGCCACGGCCCGUCGCCAUCACAUCGUCGACGCCAAAAGUUCGCACUCGAGGCCGCACGCGUCGCGUCCAUUGGCAUCGAUAAACGCACCCACGAGACACUCGACGCAGACAUGUCGGACACCCUUGCGCUGACGGCCAGCGUGCCUUCCGCCGCCCGGGAGGAUGCCGUCGUGCCGUCGGCCGAGGUCGACGUCGCCGAGAGGAGAGACUCCCUCUAUGACUGCUUCCGCCGGCUUGACGGCGAUGCUUUGGAUUUAACCCUCCACCUGGACGACUAUGACUUUGAUUUGAGAGGGGACACGCCCGAGCAGAGCACACACUUGCGUCCAUACCUUCGCCGCCGCCUCUCCGUAUCCAAGUUGCCCACUAGCCAUCGGGCUUCGAGCGCGCCCGGCCGUCCCGCAUCCAAGGAUAGCGACGCGCCGCCCAUGUCCGAAGUCUCGUCCGCGAGCCUCACCACGGCCUCCUCUGGCCGCGUCUCCAGAAGUUCACGCGCCCGGUCCUUCAUAUCCCCCAAGAGGCGGAAGACGCCCGUCGACGUCGCCACGGAUGCAGAUGCGCCGACGAAACUCAGGCUGAACUUUUCGGAAAAGGGCUUCGACGAGGCCGCCGCCUUCGACUUCUUCCCCAUGGACGACCUGCGCGACGAGAAGGUGCCCUCGGUCAUCGAAGUGACCAAGCCGGCCACUUUCUUGGCCGACGACAUGUCAUCCCUGUACAACUCGAGCGAGAUAUCCGCUGCCGAAUCGGAAUCCCCGCGGACGCCCGAGUCGCUGGAUAAGCCGUUGCCACCGCCGCCCGUCACGGAUGCGGACUCGUCGUUUCCAAACGCUGCCUAUGCGCAACAGCUGGCGCCAUCCGAGGUGACGCUCCGCAUGACCUUGACGCGACCCGACCUUCGAACGAACGACGACCAGAUGUAUGGUUGGCAGCAGAAAAAGGCAUCGGCCGGUAGGCGGCAGCGGACAAAGGACGACAUGCUCCCGCCCCUGCCAUACUCCCGCGAGGGUUACUCCAAGGAGAGCAUCGAGCGACAGUUUGCAGCCAUGGACCUGGAACAGCUCGAGCAGGACGACGGGGUCGUCAAGCGAUUCUGGAACCGCGUCCGUCGGUCGUGA
Drechmeria coniospora is the source of this 3357-nucleotide messenger RNA. RefSeq lists its product as uncharacterized. Bases 1 to 3357 code for a protein of 1118 amino acids. The transcript has 3 exons. The record is from RefSeq and is a predicted model, not a curated record. NCBI's taxonomy places the organism in Eukaryota, Fungi, Ascomycota, Sordariomycetes, Hypocreales, Ophiocordycipitaceae.